This is a messenger RNA of Camellia sinensis, 2343 nucleotides long. RefSeq names its product putative sulfate transporter 3.4. Gene Ontology annotation, biological process: sulfate transmembrane transport. The record is from RefSeq and is a predicted model, not a curated record. Lineage: Eukaryota; Viridiplantae; Streptophyta; Magnoliopsida; Ericales; Theaceae. Gene Ontology annotation, cellular component: membrane. Gene Ontology annotation, molecular function: secondary active sulfate transmembrane transporter activity.
UGAACACUUCUCUCUCUCUUUCUCUCUCUCUCUCUCUCUCUCUCUCUGUUCUGAAUAUUUUGGGUGGGUUGUGAAGAGAUGGGUAUAAAUUCAAACAGAGUGGAACACUUUUUAGACCAUGAAACCACCACAGUGACAAUUUCUACAGAGGCAAUGCCACCAUUGGAAUUGCACAGAGUCUGUUUGCCACCCCACAAAACUACUUUUCAAAAACUGAGACACAGACUCUCUGAGAUCUUCUUCCCUGACAACCCGCUUCACCAGUUCAAGAACCAAACAUGGUUGAGGAAAUUGGUGCUGGGUCUUCAGUUUUUCUUCCCUGUUUUUCAAUGGGGAUCAAGUUACAGUCUUGACCUUCUCAGGUCUGAUGUCAUCUCUGGUCUCACCAUUGCUAGCCUUGCUAUCCCACAGGGAAUAAGUUAUGCAAAACUUGCGAAUUUACCACCUAUAAUUGGGCUCUACUCAAGCUUUGUGCCACCAUUGAUAUAUACAAUCCUUGGGAGUUCAAGACACCUGGCAGUGGGUCCAGUCUCAAUUGCAUCUCUGGUAAUGGGCACCAUGCUUAGUGAAACAGUUUCUUAUGCUGAACAACCAAUUCUCUAUCUUCAGUUGGCUUUUACUUCUACUUUCUUUGCUGGCAUAUUUCAAGCUUCUCUGGGCUUUCUAAGGUUAGGAUUUGUUAUUGAUUUUCUAUCGAAAGCGACUCUUGUUGGGUUCAUGGCUGGUGCAGCAGUUAUUGUAUCAUUGCAACAACUGAAAGGGCUGCUUGGGAUUGUUCACUUCACUACCCAGAUGCAAAUAGUCCCUGUUUUGUGUUCUGUUUUCAAGAACAAAAAUGAGUGGUCUUGGCAAACUAUUGUAUUGGGCACCAUUUUUCUAAUGUUUCUGUUGACAACAAGGAAGAUUAGUAUGAAGAAACCAAAGCUUUUUUGGAUAUCAGCCGCUGCCCCAUUAACAUCAGUUCUUCUCUCUACCCUCAUUGUGUUCCUCCUCCAAUCCAAAACUCAGGGAAUUUCAAUUAUUGGGCACUUACCGAAGGGUCUGAAUCCACCUUCAUCAAACAUGCUAUAUUUUCACGGCCCUUACUUGGGGGUUGCAAUCAAAACUGGCAUUGUAACUGGAAUACUAUCUCUCACAGAAGGAAUUGCAGUGGGAAGGACAUUUGCCUCUUUAAAAAACUAUCAAGUGGAUGGUAACAAAGAAAUGAUGGCUAUCGGUCUCAUGAACAUGGCCGGUUCUUGCUCUUCCUGUUUUGUCACAACCGGAUCAUUUUCGCGUUCUGCUGUAAACUACAACGCUGGAGCGCAAACAGCACUUUCAAACGUGAUAAUGGCAUCGACCGUGCUUGUGACUCUGUUGUUUCUCAUGCCAUUGUUUCAUUACACUCCUAAUGUCAUUCUAGGCGCGAUCAUCAUAACCGCUGUGAUUGGGCUAAUCGAUUAUCAGUCUGCAUUUCGCUUGUGGAAAGUUGACAAGCUCGAUUUCUUGGCUUGCUUGAGCUCUUUUCUCGGUGUUCUCUUCAUUUCAGUGCCCUUAGGCCUUGCAAUUGCUGUUGGGGUUUCAGUUUUCAAGAUUCUCUUGCAUGUUACGAGGCCAAACACUAUGGUUUUAGGAAACAUUCCGGGGACACAAAUAUACCAAAAUCUUAUCAGAUACAGAGAAGCUUUAAGAAUCCCCUCAUUCCUCAUACUCGCGGUUGAGUCUCCAUUCUUCUUUGCCAAUUCCACAUACCUCCAAGAAAGAAUACUAAGAUGGAUUUGCGAGGAAGAAGAGCGAAUAGAAUCAAAUACUAACGAAAGUUCAAUGAAAUGUGUCAUUUUGGAUAUGACCGCUGUCACAGCCAUAGACACAAGUGGGAUUGACACGAUAUGCGAGCUUAGAAAAAUGCUUGAGAAAAGAUCACUUCAGUUUGUGUUGGCAAAUCCUGUGGGGAAUGUGAUGGAAAAGCUACAUCAGUCGAACAUCUUGGAGUCCUUUGGGGCGAAUGGACUUUAUCUGACAGUUGGUGAAGCUGUUGCCGACAUAUCAUCACUGUGGAAGGCUCAGCCAUGAAAAUGUUGACACAAGAUCUUCAACGCGACAAUGGAAUGAAAAACAAGAAAGGGUUGGCACUUCCAUUCAUUCGCCGUCUGCUUUGAGUUAGUUUUGAUUCUAAUGUGAGGAUUUUCCAUUUUUGCUUCUGUUUUAAGAGAAAUUUUUAGUAACAGAAUUGGUUUUUUUUUUUUUUUUUGGAAAUGCCUAAUGGCAAUCCCUUCUAACAAGAGAUUUUGAAAUUAUUUUUUUGCACCUGAAAAUUCUGAUGCAUCUCGGGAGUUCCUAUCGCCAAUUCCUAAUUCACCUUAA